Molecule: messenger RNA, 3004 nt
Organism: Stylophora pistillata
Lineage: Eukaryota; Metazoa; Cnidaria; Anthozoa; Scleractinia; Pocilloporidae
Product: protein sidekick-2
Biological process (GO): cell-cell adhesion
Molecular function (GO): protein binding
Source: RefSeq, a predicted model, not a curated record
AUGCAGCCCAUUAACAAUCAGGCAACUCGCACUCAAGAGGUCACAAGGCUUGAUAAGAACACAGAAUACAAAUUUCAAAUAUUAGCCUUCUCUUCUGUUGGGGAUGGACCAAACAGUACAGUCAUUUUUAAGAAGAAAAAGGAGGCUGCUCCUUCAGGUACUCCCUCUCAGUUCAUUGUCACUGUGGACUCUUCAACCAGUAUUACAUUUUCAUGGCAGUUACCACUAGAAGACUCCAGACAUGGAAUCAUCACAGGAUAUAAACUGUUCUUUAAAGAGAAAGACUCAGGUUUGGCAACAUCCUUGACUAUUGAAAAUGGAAACACAUCAACGAGAGUUGACAAACUUGAUGAAUUCACUGAAUAUGGAUUUCAAGUAUUGGCCUUCACUUCUGCUGGUAAUGGACCAAACACUUCUACUGUUUUCGCAAAAUCAAUGGAAGAUGCUCCAAGUGCACCUAUAUCAUUGUCUUCUGCUGAUGUGCCAUCCAGCAAUUUUCAGGGUCCAAGAUUGGCCUUGACCUGGAGCAAGCCAGCAAAUCCAAAUGGAAUAAUAAGGGGUUACACUCUAUUUUACAGUCACGGUGGAGGAGCACCAAAAAUUAUUUCUAAAAUAGACAAAGAUACAUUGAAUUACACAGUCGAUGUGUUGGCUGGAGUAAUUUAUCAGUUUCACGUCAGAGCUGUGAGUAUUAAACCUGGACCUAAUGGGACGAUAACUGUAGCUACAAAGGAAUACGCUCCUAGUGCACCUAUGUCAUUGUCUUCUGUUGAUGUACCACCCAGCAAUUUGCAUGGUCCAAGAAUAACCUUGACCUGGAGCAAGCCAGCAAAUCCAAAUGGAUUUAUAAAGGGUUACACUUUGUUUUACAGUCACGGUGGAGGUGCACCAAAAAUUAUUCCUGGAAUAGAAAAAGAUGCAUUAAAUUACACAGUCGAUGUGCAGGGUGGAGUGAUUUAUCAGUUUCACGUCAGAGCCGUGACUAUUGUACCUGGACCAAAUAGGACGAAAACUGUAAUGUCCAAGGAAUAUGAGCCCAUUCGUGGACCAGAAGGCAUAUCUUCUUCUGCAGUUAACUCCAAAAAAAUAAAUAUUACUUGGGUUGGACUACCACGAGAAGUUGCGUAUGGUUUUAUCGUUAAUUAUGAAGUCAGAAUCAGUUUACUAGAAAACUGUUCGCAUAGCCAGUCUACAUAUCCUUCAACUAUUAACACCACCUCCACUUACAUUCUCGUGACUGGACUCUAUUUAUGUGCCAAGUAUGAAGUGUCUGUUAGAGGCGACACUGCUGCGGGGCCUGGACCCUACAGCAUACCUGUUAUUGUGCAGACAAUAGGUAAUCCUAUCAUCGAAGACCUCCCAAAAAGAACCAUUACAGUAAUUGGCGAACUAGCAGUGUUGACCUGUGAGGUGAGUGGAGACUCUGAAGCUUCUGUUACCUGGACUAAAGAAGGACUCACCAGUAUACCUCGCGCUCAGUUCAAGAAAAACGGCAAAAUACUUAUUAUACAAGAUGUUGCUCUUGGUGACAGUGGCGUUUAUGAAUGCAAAACAUUGAACAUAUUUGGAGUGAGCCGUAGAGCUACGACACUCAUCGUUGCUGUACCACCCAGCAUUGUAAAAGAAUUCUCCCCUUCCUUGGUGAUAUGUGAAAAGAAAACUCCGUGUUUUCUCUCAUGUCAAGCAACAAGGAACUUUCCAUUUAACUACACUUGGACGAAAGAUGGCCAAGUUCCAACUAGUCAUAACAUCAAGUUAAUGAAUAAUAGUAUCAUUGUCACGCCACGGGAUGCUCAAAAUUAUGGGGAGUAUGUGUGUCACGUUACAAAUGGCUAUGGCUCCACAGAGUAUAAAAUCACUCUGUUUGUUCCGAGCGAUAAUCAAGAUGGUGACGGUACACAAAGCAUCCUUCUCGUUAGUGUUAUCGCAUUGUCUUGCAUUGUGGUUGUGUUGAUCAUUACGAAUGGUGUGUUCAUAUGGCAGCGGAGACGAGCUGUUCCCAAUAGAAGGGUACUAAGUAAAGAAGAGGUUGACUUUGACGGUGUCAGACCUUCCCCUGAUCAACAAUUAGCGGAUCAACAAGUUUCAGAAACAACUUUAUAUAUGGAACUCAAACCCAGGUCUUUGAACGAGCAGUCUCAAGACCCUACUGAGUAUCAGUCGUUACAGAAAGAACCCAGCAAUCCCGGAUAUCAUAAUAUAGUGUUUCAGAAAGGAAACGCUGGGAGACAUAAUGAAGAAAUUUACGAGGAAAUAUCCCAAAGCUGAAUUUGUAUCUAAAAAAUGUGUAGUUCUGAUCAUCCAUCCUCUUCUAUAAUAUAGCCUAAUUUGAUCAUAGCCGCAUUUUGAUUGGUUUUUACCAAUGAUCUAAUGAACGACAGACGCAUAGAUGACGUCGCCAUUAACAACAUCUUGCUUCUUCAUUGUAUGAAAUAAUUAGAUUCCACGUUGCCGUAAGUGUGUUCUGUAGCAAGUCACAAAAAAUGUCAGAAUGCUGUAAGCUAGGACAUCAGUAUGACACAGGGCUGCGCUUCUGCUUAUUAAUCAGAAACGGUACUACGCCUCGACCACUAUUGCUAUAAUGGUAUUGUAAAGCAAGCGGUUAUCCAACAUCACUAUGUGGAAAAAGUAUGAUAUGCACUGACCACAAGUGCCUCUUUAGUAGAUCCUGCCAGCGAAUGCAGUCUGUUUGAUUCAAGAACAAACAUAACCCCUAAUCGGUUUCAUAUCGAGGUAAAGGUCAUUUUAAGACAGUAUGGUCUUAAGGAAUUCGUUGACGUGCAGCAACCGUGGUUCUUUACUUUGACGUCGUCACGUGAAAACCAAGAAUACUCUAAAACUAUUCAACAGUAGGCACCGCAGUCAUGGACUGCCUUUUAAUUUUUAAAUGAAGACAGCAAGAAACGAUCAUUUUCUUUGAAUGCUGCUUAGAAGACAAAUUUUUUUCAAAGCUAAGUAAAUUCCUUUUGUCGAAAAUUUUAGUUGUUGAGAACACUGGAUGUGA